Aphidius gifuensis is the source of this 1434-nucleotide messenger RNA. RefSeq lists its product as uncharacterized. The record is from RefSeq and is a predicted model, not a curated record. The coding region runs from base 295 to 909 and encodes 204 amino acids. The transcript has 6 exons. NCBI's taxonomy places the organism in Eukaryota, Metazoa, Arthropoda, Insecta, Hymenoptera, Braconidae.
CAGUACAGCGCGAUCUUGCCAAGGAAAAACAGUUCAGUUUAAUAUUUAUUUUGUCAAAUAAAAAAUUAAUAAUAAAAUUUUAAUAAAUUAAUAAAGACAAUAUAUUAGUUACUAAUAACAAUAAUCAAAUAAAAAAUAAUUUAAAAAAUAGCUAAAUAAAUUUUGUUAUUAUUUCUUUGUUUUUUUUUUUUUAAAUGAAAUAAAAAAAUUUUAAAAAAACAAUUUUACUUUUGAUCAUACUGGAUUCUGAAGAUUGCUUUGUGAUACUGAUAUCGUCUGUUGACACAUUUGACAAUGGCUAGUUACGCUAAGGAUUUUGGAGUCACGUCGGAUCAUCCCAAUGGGAAUCCUGUCAACUUUGUCAGUCCCCUUGAGAACAGUCUCACUCUUUUGACAAGGAUUUUGGGAGUUUGUUCGGCUAUCGUGGUCAGUGGAGUUGGUGCUGAUGUGGCUUAUCAUCAACAUGUCAUGGGUUAUUACGUCACUGUGGCAUCGACAAUGAUUUUCUUCCUCGAAAUUACCUGGGCUAUCACGCUGUUCGUGCAGAUUUGUCUCAGAAAUGACGAGUCUCAUUGUUGGCGAUGCUGGUCGUUUGUUCUCAUGUUAACGAAAGGAUGGCGAAGGUCUUUGUUUUACAUUCCACUUUCUUGUAUUUUAGUAUGGAAACCGCACAACUUGUGGCUUUCCUUUGUUGCUGCUGGUCUACUGGCAGUUUUAUCAUUGUUACAUAUUACUUCGAGUAUAUUGAGUAAAAAAAAUCAUCCAGAUGGUGAUACAUUGGGUGAAAGUCUUCUUCAUACACGUCCUGAUAUUUAUGAUAGAUUUGAAGAAGUUCUGGUGACGGAUGUAUUUGAUGACAUUGCUGGUGGACCAAUGGGAAGAAUGGGUGAUAGUGAUAUGGAAAUAUGACAAGAAAAGCAGCCCUCUUGGGCUAGUGAAACAGACGAAGACAGUGAAGUUGAACAAAGAACUUGUCAAAUUGCAACGUUAUCCUAGGACAAAAUUUCUUUGUCUAUACCAACAUCCAUUAAAAAGAAAAAAAAAACAUCAUUAAAAUCACUCAAUCAUUCAAUAAACGACGUAACAAAAAAAAAUUUUUAAAAUACGAUUGCAGAAUAUUUUUCAUGUCAAUCAAUAAUUUUUAUCCGCUAAUGUACAUAAAUAUUCAACCAAAGUUUAGCUCAAUGAGCAUUAAAAUAUUAUUUCAUUUUUUAAAAAAAACUUACUAUAUAUAAAAUUAUUAUAUCAAAAAAUAAUAUUCACUGUAAAUUAUUGUAGAGUUAAAUGAUUCGAUAAUUGUAAAUUUUUAACAGAUUUUGAUGACACAGAAUCUUUAUGAUAACAAUUUUAUACCUGAUGCAUUUUUAUUAAUUAUUAUCAAUCCACAUUUAAUUAAACUACAAUAUAGUCUAAAAAAAAAAAAAAAGAAAAAAA